This is a messenger RNA of Cynocephalus volans (Philippine flying lemur), 378 nucleotides long. RefSeq names its product mitochondrial import inner membrane translocase subunit TIM16-like. Lineage: Eukaryota; Metazoa; Chordata; Mammalia; Dermoptera; Cynocephalidae. The transcript has a single exon. Gene Ontology annotation, cellular component: TIM23 mitochondrial import inner membrane translocase complex. Gene Ontology annotation, biological process: protein import into mitochondrial matrix. The record is from RefSeq and is a predicted model, not a curated record.
AUGGCCAAGUACCUGGCCCAGGUCAUUGUGAUGGAGGUGCAGGUGGUAGGCAGGGCUUUAGCCCAGGCCUUGUGGCAGGAGUUUGCAGCCAGCUGGGCAGCAGCUGACACCUGGGGACAUGCCGGACACCAGUCUGUAGCCACUUCCAACCUCUCCAGCCUCAGCCUCCAGUAGGCACAGUAGAUUCUCAGGGUCUCCAAGCUGAGCCCUGAUGAGGUCCAGAAGAACUAUGAACACUUAUUUAAGGUGAACGAUAAAUUCAUGGAUGGCUUCUUCUACCUGCAGUCAAAGGUGGUCCAAGAAAAGGAGCACCUGGAUGAGGGACUCAGAAUCUUGGCCCAGGAGGACAGAGUUAAGGGUCAUAUGCCCAAAAUGUGA